Symbiodinium necroappetens is the source of this 841-nucleotide messenger RNA. The record is from the annotation of a GenBank genome assembly. Lineage: Eukaryota; Dinophyceae; Suessiales; Symbiodiniaceae.
GUCCAGUGUCAGCUCCUUCGACUGCUGGGGCCUGGCGGAUGGCCCCGUGAACCUGUUCUACAGCAUCGCCCUUUCGUGGGCCAUCCCAGUGCUCUUGCUCUUGCUUUCUUGGAGCUGGCUCGGUCUGCGUUCUUGGCGCCUUUGCUUGGUCGUUUGGGGCAAUGUCUUCAUUCCCCCGCUCAUGGGUGCUGCGGCCACGCUGGUGCCGUGUUUCAGCACCCACGAAGGGGGCCGUCGAUUCCUGAUGUAUGAGGCCGCAUUCGAAACCCCAUGCGCUUCCAAGUUGACCGAAUCCAUGGUGCUCCCGCGAUUUUGGUUGGCAGUGGGGACAACAGUGCUGCUUGCCGUCAUCGGCCCCGUCUUGUGGCUGUCGCUUGCCAUGUCUAUUUCCUCAAUGCGGCGAGGCGUCGAAGAUGAUCGGACAGUCGGCUUCCUGGUGGCAGGCUACGAGCCCGGCUGUCGGUGGUGGGAAGUCACCGUCCUCGUCAGGAAAUCUGCCAUCUACGUUGUAGCAGCUUGCUUCCCGAUGUCUUGGGCCCCCGAAGCACACUUGGUCUACCUUCUGUUAAUCACGGUCGUUGCAGAGCUCGUCCAUUGUAGCAUACGGCCCUAUGUCAGCCCACGCCUGAACAGGUUGGAGGGGCAGGUUCUAGGCGUUUCCUGUACAAACUUGGUUCUGGUCAUCUCCUUGCUGUCAGAGUGGCCCUACCGACCGUACAGCAUCUACGUCGGCACCUGCGUCCUUCUCUUUUUGCUCACAGCGGGCACCUACCUCUUUUUCCUUUGCUUCUACAUUCGUGCCGUGUUCACGAGGGACGAUUCCCAAAAGGGGAGGAGGUAG